GCUUCGUCAGUCGCGUUCCGGGCAUCGAGUCGAGAGGUAGUGACUAUGCCACGUUCCCGGAAAACGCGAAAAACCACGUAACUUCCGGCUCUCGUUCAAACCGGGUGCGCUCCUACAGCUCGGAAAAGUUACUCGACCUCGUCCCGUGUUCACAGUGGAUUAUCACCGGGAUAUUACGAUCUAGUGUGCCCGCAACGUUUCGCUACUAACGAAUUGUCAUCUUCAGGGUUAAAGAUUGAUUGACGAUGUGAUAUGUAUAUGUGAAUAUUAUUGUGCUUUACUUUCGAUCGUUUUGGAAUUUUUGUGUGGUUUAUAUUUUAGUCCAGUGGAUUCGACUAUUUUUUCAUAAUGGUGGACAACAGUUGUGUUAUCGAAGGAUCUGUCAAGUUCAGGGAUGGAAAGAAGUGGAAAUCGAGAUGGUGUGUUAUGAGAAAGUUAUCUCCAGUUGCAGAUUGCCUGCAUCUCCAACUGUACAGAGACUCCAAAGACCGCUACAAGCAAGGCCAGACCAAGGCCUCCCUAUCCCUAGAACACUUCCUAGGCCUCGAGUCAGGCUUCACCCUAGACAAGGAAUCCCACACAGUAGCCAUACUAUGCCAGGACGUCGUAGUAGUCCUAGCCUUCGACAACAGAGAGCGCCUCAUGCAGUGGCAGGUCAAGCUCAGUUCACACCUGGGUGACGGACCGCACUUCUUGGUACUCAUCUCUUCCGCCCCGCCAAAAUCCAGAAUUCCCCAGGGUCCUGCCAGGUUGCACGUGCAAGAGAGGGGGUUCUGUCUGACGACAGGGGUGCCUCCAAGGAUAUCCGGUCAGUGGCUCAUCAGCAACCUGAGGAGGUAUGGAGUGGUGGAGGGGAGGUUCUGUUUCGAGGGUGGGUCCAGAUGUGGAAAGGGGGAGGGGCUGCAUGUCUUGCUGACGGAUCAGGGGGAUGAAAUAACGAGUACGUUCAAGGUGGCUGCGACCGGUAGCUUGCACAGUUCUAGAAGGAGGCCUGUUUCUAGGAAUAUGUCAGUUAUGGACAGUCCCCGUCGACCUCCUCUUCGAAGCGAUGGACGCGCAGUCCUAGACCUAAGCGAAGGCUCUAUGUCCAGGGCAGACUCGCCCUAUACGGACCUGGAAAGUAACUACGGCUGUGGAGAUAGUAUAUCAAAUGACGGUUGGGGUCCACCUCCUAUAGAAAGGUGUAUGAGCUGCAUCAGCAAACUCGGAGCCUUGUCUAGGUCUUCCACGGCCACCGUACCCAUGGGCUUGACGCCUUUCUGGGAGCACACUUGUGAUGGUCACUCGAUCAGCAGCGGUUCGGACAGCAGUGGAUGGAGUCAGACGAUAACCAGGCCUCCGGCUAGGCCACCCAAACCUGGCUGUUCGGUUAUGAGUCCUACUAAGGCCAAUCAAGGUCAACCUAGCUACGAUAAUUAUGACGUACCGAAAAUACCAUAUCCAGUGGAAUCAAAAGGCGACGAGCACUACGACACACCAAGGAAGCUCAAGGAAUGCAUAUUCGAAACUGUACAGAAACCCUGCGGCUGCAUAGUACGCAUCCGCCAACCGGAAGGAGAGAAACAGCCGGAAAGACAACCAGAACGCCACCCUGAAAAACAACCAGAUCGUCCAUGCGUCUGCCAACGACUAAUGUCCUGCUGGACGACCACCGAAGACGUACACGCCCUUUACGCAACUGUAGAUAAAAGCAAGAAGUGUCAUCGGACGCAACCUACCGCCAGCAACGCAAACUACGCCAACCUAGCACCGCAUAACGAAGCCAUCGAACGUCCACCGGAAAAGACCCAACCACCAACCAUUCCAGCUGCCACCAACUACGAAAACAUGGAAUUUGCUCAAACGCUUCAGCUCUACGAGAACUCCAAAGAGAUCCAGGACAAAUGCAGGGAUACGUGCGAGAAGUGCGGUCAUUCUCAAGAGGAUUAUCUGAUGAUGGAGCCGUCCAACAAGCCUGCACAACCACACCCUGGCUACCUCCCGAUGUCACCUGCUGUUAAGCAGCGUUUGGAGAAGGUGUUGUCUAAUAGUAACCCGAAUUUAGGACCAGCCUUAGAUCGCUCGAACAAACCUUCAGGGUCUUCCAUGUUCCAGGCGAACAUCUACCAACGAAAACAAAUACUAGACUACACGGAUAACCUACAACGAAAGAGAUCCAACUCUGCAGAUUCCUCCAGCAGAUGCGAGGAGACCGAGAUGUCUUCACCGACGCCUCCAACGACUUGCCAGUGCAGCCAGCAGAUAGCGGUAAGGAGGUCUUCCUCCGUGCCCUGCAAGUCCAACAGGGAUUCGUCGAGUUCCAACGAUUCAGGUGUAUUCGAACUGCCACGCAAGGUUCAAUUAUGUCCAACUACUCUUCCUAGACGUUCUAAGUCGUCGGAUCCGCUUAGGGAUCUUAGUUUUCAAUUCAACAAGACUGAUGGUAAAUCUGCCAGUGCCGAGGCCGAGGUUCCUGUCUGUCCUUCGGGAUCUACCAGUAGUGGGACGUCUGAUAUGUCCGAUUAUUUCGAGACGCUGUCUUUAUCCUCGCAUAGUUCUAGCGAAGCACCUCCACCUAGCUGUACGCUGAGACCGAGGUCUGGUAACGAGUAUCUCAGUCUUCAGAGGCUGAUAGCACCGGUCCCGGAGGAACGACACAACUAGUCCGUUAUAUUUUAAGCAAUAAACUUAAACUAGCGUUUAGUACAUUAUAUUUACAGAAUAUUAAAAUUAUGUAUGUAAUCUUUUCUGUAUAAAGGUAUUUACUUUAUAAAUAAAUUAUUAUAUGAUA
Molecule: messenger RNA, 2770 nt
Organism: Harmonia axyridis
Lineage: Eukaryota; Metazoa; Arthropoda; Insecta; Coleoptera; Coccinellidae
Exons: 5
Coding region: 349-2643 (764 amino acids)
Biological process (GO): neuromuscular junction development; positive regulation of protein tyrosine kinase activity
Molecular function (GO): protein kinase binding
Source: RefSeq, a predicted model, not a curated record